AUGGCUCUUCAUAUUCAUGAAGCUUGCAUACUUCUGUUGGUCAUCCUUGGAUUAGUCACCUCUGCUGCCAUCAGUCAUGAAGACUAUCCUGCUGAUGAAGGUGACCAGACCUCCAGUAAUGACAAUCUAAUCUUUGAUGACUAUCGAGGGAAAGGGUGUGUGGAUGACAGCGGCUUUGUAUACAAGUUGGGAGAACGAUUUUUCCCAGGGCAUUCCAACUGUCCAUGUGUCUGUGCUCUGGAUGGACCUGUUUGUGAUCAGCCAGAAUGCCCUAAAAUUCACCCAAAGUGUACUAAAGUGGAACACAAUGGAUGCUGUCCUGAGUGCAAAGAAGUGAAAAACUUUUGUGAAUAUCAUGGGAAAAAUUACAAAAUCUUGGAGGAAUUUAAGCCCUCUCCAUGUGAAUGGUGUCGCUGUGAGCCCAGCAAUGAAGUUCACUGUGUUGUAGCAGACUGCGCAGUUCCUGAGUGUGUCAACCCAGUCUAUGAACCAGAACAAUGUUGUCCUGUCUGCAAAAAUGGUCCAAACUGCUUUGCAGGAACUACAAUAAUCCCGGCUGGCAUUGAAGUGAAAGUGGAUGAAUGUAACAUCUGUCACUGUCACAACGGGGACUGGUGGAAGCCUGCUCAGUGUUCAAAACGUGAAUGCCAAGGCAAGCAGACUGUGUAG
Molecule: messenger RNA, 669 nt
Organism: Hyaena hyaena (striped hyena)
Lineage: Eukaryota; Metazoa; Chordata; Mammalia; Carnivora; Hyaenidae
Gene: VWC2L
Product: von Willebrand factor C domain containing 2 like
Exons: 3
Coding region: 1-669 (222 amino acids)
Biological process (GO): negative regulation of BMP signaling pathway
Cellular component (GO): AMPA glutamate receptor complex
Molecular function (GO): protein binding
Source: RefSeq, a predicted model, not a curated record